Molecule: messenger RNA, 1306 nt
Organism: Pygocentrus nattereri (red-bellied piranha)
Lineage: Eukaryota; Metazoa; Chordata; Actinopteri; Characiformes; Serrasalmidae
Product: microfibril associated protein 3
Exons: 5
Coding region: 191-1099 (302 amino acids)
Source: RefSeq, a predicted model, not a curated record
ACCUGCUGUGUCUGUGGAGCAGGUCUGACCUGAGCAGGGUUCCUGAAUGAGGAAGUUCCUGCUGUGAUUGUGGCAUCUCAGGGCUGCAGGGAAAACAAACAGAGAGCAUGUCGUCCUGAAAGUGACGGUAGACCCAUCAGAGAGUGGACAGACAGACAGACAGACAGACGUGCCUUUACAGCUCUUCAGAAUGAUGGGGCUCGUCUAUCUCAGAGUCUGGGCCUUCGUGAUCUCUGUCCACACCAUCGGUCAGGCCUACACUGAGGUGUCUGAGGUGAAGCCUGAAGAGCUGUCCGGCCUGCUGGCUCUGCUGGACAUUACAGUGCAGGAGGGCAGCUGUGUGGUGAUCCAGUGUAACGUGAGUGGAGCUCCUGACCGCAUCGUGUGGUACAACUCCAGAGGACACGUUCUGAGCGGGGAAGGGUCAGGUGGUAGGUGGAUGCUGGGGAAAGACGGGCUGAACAUCAGCUCGGUUUCCUUUGAGGAUCGUGGGAGAUACACCUGCGUGGCGUGGAGCUCAGCCGGCGUCUCGAACUACACCGUGUCUCUGAGGGUGAGCUACACUCACAGCGGCCUGGGGCUCUACUACGUCAUCAUCUGCCUGGUGACCUUCACCAUCACCAUGAUCCUCAACGUCACCCGGGUCUGUAUGGUCAGCACCCACCUGCGCAAGACCGAGUGCGCCCUCAACGACUUCUUCCGCGUGGAAGGAGCCGAGAAACUGCAGAAAGCCUUUGAAAUCGCCAAACGCAUCCCCAUCGUCACGUCCACCAAGACUCUGGAGCUGGCCAAGGUGACGCAGUUUAAGACAAUGGAGUUUGCCAGGCAUAUGGAAGAUCUGGCCAGAUGCAUCCCGCUGCCCCCACUCAUCCUAAACUGCAGGACGAUAGCGGACGACGUGUUGGACCACCCGGCAGAGGGUGGGGGUCAGGCAGCUAUCGAAGAGAACCUGGCAUCAGUCCAACUGAGUGAAUCAGCGGAGAGAGAGUCACUCUGUAAGGCCAGCCUGAACGUUAAAGUUUCUGUCCACCAUUUAUCAGACACUGACCAUCCCGUUGGACAUAGUGAAGAGACUGAGGUUACAGUACCUACGCUCUAGAUUUGCAUAGAUAGCGUGAGGCAUGAUGAUAACAUGCUAAUUGGGGGCUAUUGACUUCCAUUCACUGUUAGCCACAUUAGCAUGUUUAAUUAAGCUGCUCUUUUUAAUGAUUUAGUCCCUACUUGAAAUCUUGUUUCCUGGUUUGAGCUUGAUUACUGUCGAAUAUUGUAAAUGUCAGUUCUUAACAAGUAAACAAAUUUGAAUAUG